Messenger RNA from Symbiodinium sp. CCMP2592, 1047 nucleotides. NCBI's taxonomy places the organism in Eukaryota, Dinophyceae, Suessiales, Symbiodiniaceae. The record is from the annotation of a GenBank genome assembly.
AUGCUCAGCGUUCAGCUGCCAAUCCGACUGCCCGUGGCAUCUGCGCCUUUGCCAAGCACACUUGUGCAUGGAGAAGCGCCCGCUCGGGGCCGCGGAAAGAUGUCGCUGGCAGUCGGCGGCGUAAGUCUCUGUUUCUGCAAGGCGAUCAUGCAGAAGAAGGGGCGUGCCGCUGCUGCUGCUGCUGUGCGCGUGGUUUGCCAGGCCAGUGAUGAGCCCCCUUCCAUGGCUCAGACUGCGAUGCGGGGCCCCUUGACCGCAACAGGCUCGGGCAAACCGCUAACGGCCGAAGAGCUCGAGGCUUGCCGUGAGGAGCUUGAGGAGAUCAAAGCGAAGUAUGGUCUUCUGGAGCCGGAGCGCGCCCACAUGGAUGAAGAAGGCAUCAAGUGGCGUUAUGGAGGAAAGCCUGACUACUCUCUGACAAACCUCCUCUAUUUGAAGGGAAAAACCAAGAACCACCCCGAAGGAUCCCUUGAGUUGAUUGUGGAGAACCUGGUGAAGACGUGGGAGAUGGAACGCUCCCACAAGACCGAUCCUGAUCAGCAUCGGUCCGUUGACCCGGAGAAGUUCCACAUCUCGGCCAAUGGAUGGAAGAAGUUCGACAACAAGGAGGCCAACCGAGUCGGGAAUUACAACGUCUUGCUGGCUGGUUGCCCUGCGGCAGUCUAUGACGCCGAGAACAUCACUUGGGAGCAGUCGCAUGACAAGUUCCACGAUGCCUUCGCCGCCUUCCCCUGGGAAGUUCUCGAGGUCUUCUCAGGGCCGCCCUGUGUGGCCUUCACUUGGCGCCACUGGGGAGAAUUCACCGGGACCUACGACGGCAACAAAGGAUCCGGUGAGUUGGUGGAGAUGUUUGGAUUCGGAGUGGCCACUGUGGAUGAUCAGCUUCGCCUGGUGGACGUGGACAUCUUCUACAAGCCCGAGGUCUUCUUGGAGGUCCUGCGCGGCAACAAGACGCCGGAGGAGCUCAAGGGGGCACAAGACCUCGUGGGAGCUGGCUCCGUGGAGGGGUGCCCCCACCUUGCCACACUCCAGGCCAAGGACUCCUGA